Penicillium daleae is the source of this 324-nucleotide messenger RNA. RefSeq names its product mitochondrial 54S ribosomal protein bL32m. Gene Ontology annotation, cellular component: mitochondrial large ribosomal subunit. Lineage: Eukaryota; Fungi; Ascomycota; Eurotiomycetes; Eurotiales; Aspergillaceae. Bases 1 to 324 code for a protein of 107 amino acids. Gene Ontology annotation, biological process: translation. Gene Ontology annotation, molecular function: structural constituent of ribosome. The record is from RefSeq and is a predicted model, not a curated record. The transcript has 2 exons.
AUGGCCCUCUCUCUUCCUCUCCGAAGGGCUCUGCCCCAAUUGCCUCCGCUCGGCUUCCUUUCUACCGCCUCCUUCGCCCUGCCCAUCUCCAUUACGAUUCCUCCGCUGCUCGCCGACCUCUGGGAGUCUGUGCUUCGCGCUGUUCCCAAGAAAAAGACCUCGCACAUGAAGAAACGCCAUCGCCAAAUGGCCGGAAAAGCCUUGAAGGAUGUGCAGAAUCUCAACAAGUGCCCUGGCUGCGGCCAGGUCAAGCGGGCUCAUGUGUUGUGUCCCCACUGCGUGAAAGAUAUUAAGCAGUCCUGGAAGUCGGCGCAAGCCGCAUGA